Nipponia nippon (crested ibis) is the source of this 2011-nucleotide messenger RNA. NCBI's taxonomy places the organism in Eukaryota, Metazoa, Chordata, Aves, Pelecaniformes, Threskiornithidae. The record is from RefSeq and is a predicted model, not a curated record.
AUGCAGCACAGGGGGAAGCUGGGCCGGUAUCCUCCAUGGCCAGGAAAGAUUGUUAAUCCACCUAAAGAUUUGAAGAAACCUCGUGGAAAAAAGUGCUUCUUUGUGAAGUUUUUUGGAACAGAAGAUCAUGCUUGGAUCAAAGUGGAGCAGCUGAAGCCUUAUCACCCUCACAAAGAGGAAAUGAUAAAGAUUAACAAGGGUAAGCGCUUCCAGCAAGCUGUGGAUGCUGUAGAGGAGUUUCUUAGAAAAACCAAAGGCAAGGACCAGGCGUCUUCCCAUAACUCCAAUGAAGAGAAGAAUCGGCGUAAUUCCAGUGAAGAAAGAGGCAAGCAAUCUGCUGGUGAAGAGAAACGCAAAGCCAGUUUGUCUGAAGGGAAGUUGAAGAAGGGCACAGGGGAAGGAAAAAAGAGGGUCUCUUCUGUAUCGUCAGAGAGAGGAUCAAAAUCACCUUUGAAAAGAGCCCAGGAUCAGAGCCCCCGAAAGCGGGGGCGUCCGCCCAAGGAUGAGAAGGACCUCACAAUUCCAGAGUCAAGUACAGUGAAGAGAGUGAUGACUGGAACAGUGGCUGGAUUUAAAUGGCCGCCAAGCGUCAGUGAGCCUGUGAAGGACAGUGAUCCACACUUUCAUCACUUCCUGCAAAAAAAAAUGAGCCAGACAGAGAAGCCAGCUGUCUGCUAUCAAGCCAUCACAAAGAAGCUGAAGGUUUGUGAAGAGUUCCUCCAGAGCUGUGCACUCUAUUUUUUCUUUUUUUCCCCCGCAGCAGACAGCACAGCAGUCAAUGGCAGUAUCACGCCUACAGACAAAAAGAUAGGAUUUCUGGGACUUGGCCUGAUGGGAAGUGGCAUUGUCUCCAACUUACUGAAGAUGGGUCACACUGUCACUGUCUGGAACCGGACUGCUGAGAAGUGUGAUUUGUUCAUCCAGGAGGGGGCACGGCUGGGAAGAACCCCUGCUGAAGUUGUCUCCACCUGUGACAUCACCUUUGCCUGUGUAUCAGAUCCAAAAGCAGCAAAGGAUCUGGUACUUGGUCCGAGUGGAGUGUUGCAGGGGAUUCGCCCAGGGAAGUGUUAUGUGGAUAUGUCCACCGUGGAUGCAGAUACAGUCACAGAGUUGGCCCAGGUGAUAGUGUCCCGGGGUGGUCGCUUUUUGGAAGCACCGGUCUCAGGAAAUCAGCAGCUAUCUAAUGACGGGAUGCUUGUGAUCCUGGCAGCUGGCGACAGGGGUUUAUAUGAGGACUGCAGUAGCUGUUUCCAAGCGAUGGGGAAGACCUCUUUUUUUCUAGGUGAAGUAGGCAAUGCUGCCAAGAUGAUGCUGAUUGUGAACAUGGUCCAAGGCAGCUUCAUGGCAACGAUAGCAGAAGGACUGACUUUGGCUCAAGUGACUGGUCAGUCCCAACAGACCCUUCUGGAUAUCCUCAAUCAGGGACAACUUGCCAGCAUCUUCCUGGACCAGAAGUGCCAAAAUAUCUUGCAAGGAAACUUUAAACCUGAUUUCUACCUGAAAUACAUACAGAAGGAUCUUAGAUUAGCUAUUGCACUGGGCGAUUCUGUCAACCACCCAACUCCCAUGGCAGCUGCUGCCAACGAGGUCUAUAAACGAGCAAAAGCAUUGGACCAAUCAGACAACGACAUGUCUGCAGUGUACAGGGCCUACAUCCACUAGGCUGCACCGUUCUUACUGUUAAUACUAUGAUUAUUGAUUAAUAUUAUGAUACUGGGUUUUAACUCUGGACCAGUCCAUCUCUGUCUCUCCAUUUCCUUUUAUACACAGACUUUGAGAUCUGCCACGGAGGCAGCUGCUGUGGUGAGCCUUCCCCUGGUGGCAGAAGGGGGGGAGGAGGGGGCUCGGAUUGUUGCAGUCUAAUUAGGAAAAUCCAUGCCAUGCACUGACAGUCAUGGAACAGAACAGUGGCGGCUUGUUCAGAAGCUCUGAGGCAACUCUACCAGAAAUCUGCUGCUUGGCUACUUUUAUUUUCCUCUUUGUAUGCUUGUCCAAGAUGCUGUUUCUAACG